Podarcis raffonei (Aeolian wall lizard) is the source of this 2803-nucleotide messenger RNA. RefSeq names its product DEF6 guanine nucleotide exchange factor (gene DEF6). The transcript is spliced from 12 exons. The coding region runs from base 8 to 2065 and encodes 685 amino acids. The record is from RefSeq and is a predicted model, not a curated record. Gene Ontology annotation, cellular component: nucleus; cytoplasm. NCBI's taxonomy places the organism in Eukaryota, Metazoa, Chordata, Lepidosauria, Squamata, Lacertidae.
GUGCGAGAUGGCGGCGCGCAAGCUCCCCGAGCGUCGAGGCGACAGGAGGCGCUGCAGAUGCAGGACGCCCUCGCUGCCGGCUGCGCGGCGCAAAAGCGGCGCGUUUCCUGAGCGGCCCGAAGGAGGAUCCUCCUCGCCGAGCCAGCAGACUCUGUCCGCGGGGCGCUCGAGCCAUGGAGUUGCGAGCCGAGCUUCUAAAGUCCAUCUGGUACGCCUUCACCGCCUUGGACGCGGAGAAAAGCGGCAAAGUGUCCAAAUCUCAGCUGAAAAGUGGAUGAAGAAACUAGAUUUGGUGCUCUCUCACAACCUGUACACCGUGCUGUGCAUCCCUCAUGAUCCUGUGGCACUGGAGGAACACUUCAAGGAUGAUGACGAUGGGCCAGUAUCAAGUCAAGGGUACAUGCCAUAUCUCAACAAAUACAUCCUGGACAAGGUAGAAGAAGGUGCUUUUGUCAAGGAGAGUUUUGAUGAGCUUUGCUGGACCUUGACAGCAAAGAAGAAUUACAAGCCAAACCGGAAUGGGAAUAGCGUUGUAUCCCAUGAAGAUGCUUUCAGACUUUGGUGUCUCUUUAACUUCUUAUCCGAAGACAAGUACCCUCUUGUUAUGGUUCCUGACGAGGUGGAAUACCUCCUGAAGAAGAUCUGCACAGCCAUGAGCAUUGAGCUCAACUCUGGGGAGUUAGAGGACUUCUUUUCUCAAGAGGCUCAACAGCAGAGUGGUUUGACAGUCUGGCAGUUUCUUGACUUGGUAAACUCGGGCCGGUUCCUACGAGGAAUUGAGCGUGAGGCUAUUAGCAUGGCUGUUGAAGAAGUCUACCAGGAGAUCAUUGGAGAUGUGCUCAAACAGGGCUAUCUAUGGAAGAAAGGUCAUCUGAGAAGGAACUGGUCUGAACGAUGGUUCACCCUAAAGCCCAGUGAUCUCUCUUACUAUGUGAGUGAGGAACGGAAGGAGAAAAAGGGGAGCAUUUCUUUGGACAGAAACUCUUGUGUGGAGAUCUUGCCCGACAAGGAUGGGAAACGGUGUAUGUUCUGUGUGAAAACACCUUCUCGGACGUAUGAAAUGAGCGCCUCGGAUACCAGGCAAAGGCAGGAGUGGACGCUUGCCAUCCAGAUGGCAAUCCGCCUCCAGGCCGAGGGCAAGAAGUCUCUGCACAAGGACUUGAAGCAGAAGCGGCGGGAGCAGCGGGAGCAGCGGGAGCGGAAGAAGGCCGCCAAGGAGGAGGAGAUGCAGCGCCUGAAGCAGCUGCAGGAGGAGAAGGAGCGCAAGCUGCAGGAGCUGGAGUUGCUGAAGGAGGCCCAGCGCCAAGCUGAGCUCUUGCUCCACGAGGAGGAGGAGCGGCGCCAGCAGCAGCAUGAGGAAAUGCAGAGGACGCUGGAGAUACAGUUGCAGGAAGCUGAGAAGGCUCGUGCUAACAUGCAGGCUGAGAUGGUACUGAAGGAGGCAGAGGCAGAACGUCAGCGCAAGCGCAUCACAGAACUGGAGGAGAUGCAGCAACGACUCCAAGAUGCUCUGCACCAGGAGGUUAAAGCUCGUCAGGAUGAAGAGGCCGUGAGAUAUGCACAGGCCCGGUUGCUGAAUGAAGAGGAGGAGAAAUUGAAGCAGCUGAUGAAGCUGAAGGAGGAGCAGGAGGAGUACAUCAUCAGAACCCAGCAUGAAAAGCUGAUCCUCAAGCAAGAGAUGGAAAACAAGAGCAAGUUUCUGGAAGAGGCCCAACAGCAGCUGGAAGAAGUGAGAGUCAAUAGAGAAAGGGUGGACCAGGAUGUCAUGUUGGCCCAGCGGAAGCUUCAACAGGCCAGCACCAAUGUAAAGCAUUGGAAUGUUCAGAUGAAUCGACUGAUGCACCCCAUUGCACCAGGAGAGAAACGUACAGUGGUGAGUGGAGGGUUCCCUGGUUUCAAUCCCGCACUCCUGUCCAGGAGAGAUUCCUCCCUCAAACUAAAGCAGAAUCUGGAAAAGAAGAAAUCUGAUGCUAUGAAGAAUGGAAGCAAGGAAAACUUAAAUGGGGAGAUGGAGAAGCAGCUGCAGGCACCUGAUAAAGAUAAUCCUAGCUCAGGAACCCUCUGAGUAGCUGCAGAAGCCAGGCCAACCCACUUGUUGAAAUUUUGCGGCCGGGACGUAAACAUCAUGGCAGUUUAACAGUAACUAUAGUAUAUACAUAUGAGCACUGGACAGAUGUAAAGAUUGCAUAGGGAAGUAUGAUAAGAAUUCUACUUUGUUAAGCCAUGGGCUAUGCUGGCAACUUGCUUAAUAUGCAAAAGCAGCACCUGAUGUAUAUAAAAUGGACAAACCAGAAGUUUCCUUAUCCAAACUGCAGGAGUAUGGUUCUUUGGGAUUACAGUUCCCUCGAAGGUACACUUUAUUUGGCCUCUGCAGAAGAUGAAAGAUCCUCAUCACACUCUCAUACUGGCAUGAGGAAUUUCAAACUGCUGUUGCUGCUGAUAACUGCUGUAAUGUGCCAAGAUGUCUCAUUCUUUUAAAAACAUUUUUUUAAAUGGUAAAAUAUAUAUUGUGCUCCAUGGUGGUUUGCAAUAUGUUGUUAUAAACAGUCUGGGUCCUGCUUCUUUGGGACAAUAUUGGUUAAUUUUCCACGUCUUUAAUUAAUUAUUAUUAUUAUUUGGCAGCUGAAGAUACUGAUAUGGCCCAAGUUUAUAUAAUGAAUUCUGAAAAUGUUAUGUUUCUAACUUUUGAAACCAAUGUGCAAGCCUUGUCAAAGAGUUGUUGAGAACAAACAAGUUGAUGCUCAGUUUCCCUGAAUCGCUGUGCAAUGUAGAGUAUGAGUUUUAAAUGAAAUUUCUUUGUUUU